Hypomesus transpacificus is the source of this 1838-nucleotide messenger RNA. Its product is annotated as zinc finger protein 501-like. The transcript has 2 exons. NCBI's taxonomy places the organism in Eukaryota, Metazoa, Chordata, Actinopteri, Osmeriformes, Osmeridae. Gene Ontology annotation, molecular function: DNA-binding transcription factor activity; RNA polymerase II cis-regulatory region sequence-specific DNA binding. Gene Ontology annotation, biological process: regulation of transcription by RNA polymerase II. The record is from RefSeq and is a predicted model, not a curated record. Bases 83 to 1489 code for a protein of 468 amino acids.
AGCUAGAAAGAACUGUCUUGAAGGAGAAAGAUACGUUGUUCGUGCUAACGUUUUGUAAAGUAUCCGAGUUUUAACCACAAAAAUGUCUAAACUAGAUAUGUUCAGGGAUUUUAUCACUCGGCGAUUAACAACGGCCACUUUGGAGAUAUUUAGGGCAGCUGAAAAGUCGUUUGCCGAGUUCGAAGGGGAGAUUUCUCGUUCGAAAGAGGAGAGCGCGCGACUGCAACGGUUGUUGGACAAUGUUACUCAACCUGAUAUCAAGCUUCAUCGAACAGAUGUGCAGCAGCUCUCUUUCCCGGAACCCCCACAGAUUAAAGAGGAACAGGAGCUGUGGACGAGUCAGGAGGAAGAGCAGCUCCAAGGACUGCAGUCUGAAACUACACAUUCCGUGUUCACUUCUACCAGUGUGAAACAUGACUGGGAUCAUGAGGACUUUUCUGAAUGUUCACAUCUUGUCCAAACUGUUAAAGUGGAGAACAGUGAAGGAGACUCUCUUCCCACCAACACAACUGAGGAGCAAAUCUGUACAGAAUUUUGUGUUCAAGACUAUGCAGCACCAGAAACAGGCAGUGACUCUCAAAACAAUGAGGCUCUGCCAAGGGAAAAUAUGCACCCCACAGAGAAAACAAUACAUCAAUGUCAACAGUGUAACAAAACUUUUGGUCGAAAAGGUGCUUUGGUUUUUCAUAUGAGGACACACACAGGAGAGAAACCUCAUCAAUGUCAGGAAUGUAACAAAAGAUUUCGUAUUAAGUCAGAUUUGGUUAUGCACAUAAGGACACACACAGGAGAGAAGCCAUAUCAGUGUCAACAAUGUAACAAACGUUGUAGUAAGAAGUCAGAUUUGGUUGUGCACAUUAGGACACACACAGGAGAGAAACCUUAUCGGUGUCAGGAAUGUAGCAAACAAUUUGCUCGAAGUGACACGCUUGUUGAACACAUGAGGACACACACAGGAGAGAAACGAUAUCAGUGUCAACAAUGUAACAGAUCGUUUCGGCGUCCAUCUAUUUUGAUUGAACACAUGAGGAAACAUACAGGGGAGAAACCAUAUCAGUGUCAACAUUGUAACAAACUGUUUAGUAAGAAGUCAGAUUUGGUUGUGCACAUUAGGACACACACAGGAGAGAAACCUUAUCAAUGUCAGGAGUGUAACAAACCAUUUGCUCGAAGGGGUGCUUUGGCUGAACACAUGAAGACACACACAGGAGAGAAACCGCAUCAGUGUCAACAAUGUGACAGAUCGUUUUGCCGUCCCUCUCUUUUGGUUGAACACAUGAGGAAACACACAAGGGAAAAAACAUUCCAGUGUCAACAAUGUAACAAAUUGUUUGCUCAGAAGGGUCAUCUGGUUGAACACAUAAGGACACAUACUGGAGAGAAACCAUUUAAAUGUCAGGAAUGUAACAAACUCUUUUCACAAAGCAGUUCUUUGCAUACACACAUGAGGACACACAGGAGAGGAACCGUGUCAGUGUCAACAAUGUAACAGAUCUUUUUCAAGUAGGCUGAGGCCUAUACUUCAAAGUAAAUUCAAUAUACCUGAGAUAUCAUUUAGUUAUAUGGUUUCACUAAACCGCACCAAGGUUGUUCCAGGAUCAGAAUGUGCCUCUGAGGAGUGACCAUGCAUACCAGUAAUGAUAAUUGAUCUUCGUUUAGAAAAGGCAAUGAGUAACCUUAUGGGAAAAUAUGAAUUUUCUUGUAAUUUGGGAUAGGGUAGGUGUUGAGGAAUAAAACUCUUUAAAGCUUUGUGUCUCUCUUUUUGGACUAUCUGGUCAACCCUUUGAUAGAGAACUUGGGUCUAACGUGACCCAGGAGAGUUUAUAUUUUCUAUAUCU